GGUGAUGUGAGUGAGUAUGUGGAGCAGGAGCAGGAGAUCAGCCUGUUGGACCGAGAUGACAGCUGAUCCCUGUUCAACACAGAUGCCAAACACACGGGAUCAUCUGCAGACGGUCAACACGUAGCUGAUACGGAUACGGCUUUCCACUCGAGACGACAGAUUUAUAAAAGUUGGAAGCGAUCAAACUGUAAAUAAGUGGAAAGUGGACUGACAGGAAGCCCACGACCAAAACAACCAGGUUCUUACUUGUCACACAGGUAAUGAGUGAACAUGGAGGCAGGCUCUGUGGUGCGUGCUGUGUUUGAGUUCCUGCCCAGUGUCUCAGAGGAGCUUCCUCUGUUUGCCGGUGAUGUUGUUGAAGUCCUUAGUGUAGUAGAUGAGUUUUGGUUGCUCGGUAUCAAAGACGGCGUCACAGGUCAGUUUCCUAGCACCUUUGUUGAAUCUGUCACUGUUCCCCCUACGAAGGCAGGAGAUCAACUCUAUGUGUGUAUCAAUGACUUCAACUCCUCUGAUCCAGGCAACCUGCCCCUGAAGAGAGGUGAUGUGGUGGCUGGAGAGGGCACUGUAGAUGCAGUUUGGCACAGGGGUCGGAAUGCCUGGGGCUCACGUGGACUUUUUCCCUUAUCCUGUGUGAAGGAGCUGGAGUUAUCAGGCCGCUCUAGGCAGCUGAGUGAGCGCAGUGCAGCUGCACAGGAUUCUGAGCUGCCUCCAUAUGCUCUGGGCCAGGGCCGUGCUCUCAUGAGCCUGCACGCCCAGCUGGAUGAAGAGCUGGACUUUCGUGAAGGUGACAUCAUCACUAUAGUAGGGAUGCCUGAGCCAGGUUGGUUCCAGGGUGAGCUGGAAGGUAGGACAGGAAUCUUUCCUGAGGGUUUCGUAGAGCUGCUUGCACCUCUGCGCUCGCUCCAGCCUGCCAAGCCUGUCAGCCUUGGACAGGAUCAUUAUUCCCCCUGCGAAAUGGAGGAAGAAAAGGAAGAGGAGGAGGAAGAAGAAGAAGAAGAAGAGGAGGGAGUAAAGGACACUAUAGAAAUGCAGACUCUGGAAGAAGAUAAAGAGGAUACUGGUGUGUAUGGAAUCGCACAGUAUGAGUUCCGAGCUCUGGAGCCUGGGGAGCUGGACUUUGAUGUCGGGGAUAGGAUACAAAUACUCAAAACACUAGAGGACGGUUGGCUUGAGGGGCAGUUGCGAGGAAGAAAGGGUAUUUUCCCCCACCGUUUUGUUAAGAUGGAGGAACAGUUAGAACAAGUGCCAACUGAAAAAAACAGCACCUCUGAUAAAGAGGAACGUGACGAUUAUGCUUUUGAGUAUAAUUGUGGUCAGGAAGACCAAGCUUUACCAGCACAUGAUCAGGAUGUAACAAGCCAUGAGGACUACACAGUGUGGGAUCUGGACUACUUUGAAAGAAGAGAAGAAUGCAGAGAGGCCUGUUUGAGGGACACACAGUCAGAAAUCAGCUGUCAGGACAGAACAACAGUUCAGAGCCAGCCUCCAAAUCAGCCAGGUCCGAGGAAACGAGAGAGGCCACCACCACCACUUGUCCAUCCCAGUAGAACAGGCAGUUCAGGCCCCAGGCCACUCCAGAGAACUAACACAGGAAAUCUGAUUCCACCCAGGCCACAGCUGCCCCCUCGUCCCAGCCUCCGCAACAGACAGAACAGCACCAGCAAUCAUAACAGCCCUCCUGAACCACCACCUGUUCCCAACACCAGGAACACCAGCCUUAACCAAUCUAAUAAAACCUCUUCAGGCCUCCAGAGCAAUUCCUCCUGGACCAGGAACAAAGGUUACUAUGCCUCCCAUGACAGCAGAAACCCCUUCAACAGCAGAAGAUCGGCCAAUCAAGCAAAGAACAGACAGAUGAAAUUGACCCGCCAUGCAAGUAUCAGUGAUGCUGACCUUGGAACAUAUGGGCAUGGUGAGCAUAAUAUAUGGUCUCAGGAGCAGGGCACUAAUGGGCUGCCGACCUCUCACACAUUAGGCUGUUUAUCUGGCAACCUGGAUGCCAAGCUGACCCAGCAGCUCCUGGAGUUUGAGAGAAGCCUUCCAGGCAGGUGUAGCGGAAGUGAGCAGCAGUCCAUGAGAAACAAUCAGUGUAGAGACAAGUUUGCCCGCCACUUUUCUAUCAUGGACUACAGUAGCGAGAGUGACCUCAUCAAAGGCUUUUACCACUCCUUGCCCCGUAAUUCAGCCCCCUCUAGCCCCAGCUCCUCUCUAGAAAGACAGAAAACACUACGCCCACCUCCUCCUCGUCCCAGGAUCCUUAGACCACCAGCACCUCGUAGUUCUCAUGGUCACUCUUCUCUUAGCAAUGGUCAAGGUCCUCAACAGCCCUACAGGCCAACACGACAAGCUCCACGGCCACCUCCACCUUGUCCUCGACCCCCUAUGCAGCUCUCCAGCCUCUUGGUCUCAACAGAAGAAGAGGAUGGUACACAGGAGGAAAAGGUGGAGGAUGCUGAAGAUGUUCUUGAGAGGGAGCUUGAGCAAGAGAGGGAAAGAGAGCAGGAGGAGUAUAGACUUCUCUUGCGACUUGAGGAAGUUGAAAGAGACAUUGACAUGUACACACACACAGCACAGGAGUUGAGUGCCAUGCUAGAGGAAGAAGGAGAGGAGGAUGAAGUGGCCCGUCAGCAGGCUCUGGAGAAUCUGGAGUUCUGCAACUACACUGUGGAGACCCUCACACUGGAGCAGCAGCAGUUGCGAGAGAUGACUCUACUGUCAGCCCAGCCGAAAUCUCAAGAACCAGCUCCAGCCUCUGCAGCCACCACUGAGGAUCCUGAGCAAAGGAUGCUAGAGAAAAGGUCAAAAGUCAUAGAGGAGCUCCUGCAAACUGAGAGAGAUUACAUCAAAGACCUGAACAUGUGUAAGACAGAAAUCAUCCAACCCCUACAGAGUAAACAGGUCCAGAAUGUAGACUUUGAUGGGCUCUUUGGCAAUAUCGAUUCUGUAAUUGAUCUCUCCACUCGUCUUGAAAAAGCACUUCGGGACACUGACUUGAUAGGAAAAGUGUUCCUGGACUUCAAAUCAGAACUGGAGGAGGUGUACAAGGUCUACUGUCAGAAUCAUGAUGAUGCCAUUGCAUUGCUGGAGUCCUAUGAGAAAGAUGAAAACAUUCAGAAACAGGUGCUGGAGUGCCUGGAGAACCUCAGAGCGAUAUACCAUGAGUGGGGGAAGACUAACUACAUCAAUCUGGGUUCGUUCCUGAUAAAACCUGUGCAGAGGGUGAUGCGUUAUCCACUGUUGCUCAUGGAGCUUUUGAAUACCACCCCAGAGUCACACCAUGACAGGAAGCAGCUUGUAGAUGCAGUGUCAUCUGUCAAAGGAAUCAAUGUCAAUAUCAAUGAGUACAAAAGAAGAAAAGACCUGGUGGUGAAGUACCGCAAAGGGGAUGAGGACAGACUCAUCGACAAGAUCUCCAAAUUAAGCAUGCACUCCAUCAUCAAGAAAUCAAACAGAGUGAGCAGUCACCUCAAACACCUGACUGGAAUUGCACCACAGAUCAAAGAUGAAGCUUUUGAUGAGGCAGAGAAGCGAUUCAGACUCCAAGAGAGAUUAAUCAAGUCUUUUAUCAGGGAUAUCUCUCUUUAUCUGCAACACAUACGGGAGUCAGCCUCCGUGAAGGUGCUGUCAGCCAUCAGCUUCUGUGAUAUCUACACAGAACGACAACAACAGCUGGAACCUGAGCGCUUCCAGAGAGCCCAUCGGUGCAUCAGUGACAAGCGGUUCACUGAAUUUAAGGAGAGGACAGAGAUUUUGGUCAUCUCUCCCCUCACCCAGCUGCUUUCCAUGUUUGCUGGUCCACACAAGCUGAUCCAGAAGCGCUUUGAUAAGCUGCUUGACUAUGAUAACUGUAAGGAGAGAGCAGAGAGGUUGAAAGACAAGCGUGUGCAGGAAGAGCUGCAAACAGCAAGGAAUAACUACGAGGCCCUGAAUGCCCAGCUGCUGGAUGAACUUCCAAAAUUUCAUCAUGCUGCUGAGGCCCUCUUCACCAACUGUAUGCGGGGCUUUGCCCAGGCACAGAGAGACUUCAUGUUUCUCACACUGGGAGAGCUCAGUCCACUCCUGCAGUUGUCAGGUAUAGGAGGCACAGAGGGGAACCUGGUGUCGCUGUUUCAGGAAGAGCACAGCAGAGUGCUCCAGCUAUUAGAGAGCUUCAGCUUCUUCCCAGAGAACCUGCCCACACCGCGCAAAGCCUACGAAAAGAAAACCCUGGAGAAACAGACUACCAAGAAGCAGCUUCUAAGCCCUCCAAACUACAUAAUGCAGACAGAUGAGCAUCGAACAGGGCUACUUGCUCUCUACGGCCCAGAGAAACUCUUCCAGGCAGUAAGGAACUUUAACGCUGCACAGGACUUGGAUGUGUCCAUACUAGAGGGGGACAUAGUAGGGGUUAUCAAACAGCAAGACCCCAUGGGCAGUCAAAAUCGCUGGCUUAUAGAUAAUGGUGUCACAAAGGGCUUUGUUUACAGCUCCUUCCUCAAGCCCUAUAACCCACGACAGAGCCAUUCAGAUGUUUCUAUUGAGAGUCAGUCUUCCAAUGAGUCAGGAUAUGGUGGCUCCUCCCCUGUAUUCUCACGACAGAACAGCAACAGCACACUGACGUUCAACCAUGAGACAUCUACCGUCAGCUACUCUUCGGCGCACGCUCCAAACCAUGCAUCACGACACCUGUCUCAGGACUCUAACACCUCCAACAGAAUCCCACACAUCGAUACUCCAUCGCCAAACUACCCUUCCACCAAUCAGAGGGAUACCCCUGACUCCACCUACAGGAAUUCCUCCAAUCAGAAAGAACUGUCUGAGAUUGCUGUUCAUAAUGCUGCCAAUCACAAGGACUAUUUGGAGCCUUUGUCCCGAAAUCCUGCCAAUUACAGAGAUUCCUCUGACUCCAGUUCUAGCACACCAGCUAAUUACAGAGACCCCUCAGACUCCUCAGAGACAGACUCUUGUUCCUCCAGUAAGAACUCUAGAUACACAACCUACAGCUCUCUGCAGAGACAGAAUGGCGAGUGUUCAGUGCAGAAAAAGAGGCCUCAGUACCCUGCUGAUGAGUACAUAGAGCCUGACCAUGAGCUGAAUGGCCAACAGAUAUAUUAUGCUCUUUAUUCAUUCACUGCACGCUGCGCAAAUGAGCUGAGCAUUUCAGCCAAUCAGAGAGUUCGGAUCCUAGAGUUUCAGGACAUGAACGGCAACCAGGAGUGGUGGCUGGGUGAGGCUGGAGGACGGCGGGGCUACGUACCUUCCAACUACAUCCGCAAGUCAGAGUACACCUGAGCAUGAUGGCUGUACUGGAGACGGAAAGAUAUUCAGCAGCCCCAAACCACCACAGAUAAGCUGAACUGCAGAGCCACAUGGAACAAAGGACGAUAUUGUGCUUUUGCUCAGUGAGCGAUGGAUUGAUGUGGUGAAGGAGAAAACUGAUCAUUGCUGCUUAUAGGAACAAAAUGUGACUUCUCCAUGACUAGAUUUACUGAUGUUCCUUAAUAUCCUGUUAUUGACUUUACCUUUGAGCUCCUUAUUGUGGCAUUCUUGAAGCACAAUUAACACUUUGCAUUUUGAGUUUGGAGAAAGACUGGCAUGACGUGUGUUUAAGCUUGGGUUAUGUUCAGGUGUCUAAAUUAACUAUGAAUGCCUGUGCAGGAGAAGGGUAGGAGAAGUCCAGAAAUUAUGCUAGCACUUAACUGGUGUGCUAAAGGAAAAUAGAUCAUAAAGUAAAGGAAAUAUUAUGAAGUGGUAAAACCUUGACUAAAGAAAAUAAAGUAAUGAGAAUGUAUGGGUGGAUGUUCUCUGGGAGGCGGUGAGCAAAAGCAGUGGCUUUGAGCAUAGCAUUUUGGAGACAUAUGGAGUUGUUUGUUAGACAAUCGAUACAUCCCUUGUUCAAAUAUGUAUGUGAACACAAACAAUUAACAAAGUGUGCAAAUCUUUCACAGAACUCAGAACAAGACAAUAUAUGCUGAACAAUAUUUAAGAGUCCAAAUAAAAUGUGAGAAGUGUCUUUUAUAAACACAGUAUUUCCAUAAUUUUCUACUUUUUUUCAGUUUUUGAAUGCAAUGUUCCCUAUAGUGACCUCGGAAUGGGUUUUACGAGCCAGAGCCACAUAGGAGUUUGAUCAGUAGUGAAUUCAUUCAUUGGUACCAUGAAGCCCUAGCGGUCCUUUUGAUGCAUGCAUUAACAUACUGUUGAUGGCUUUCAUCAUAUUCAUCUCUGAUGCUGUAUAGGAACCAUGUAUGUACUGUACUCCAGUCACAGGCAAUCUAUUUCUUUCUCAUUUGAAUAAAAUUUCUAGGGAAAACUUA
Molecule: messenger RNA, 6293 nt
Organism: Neoarius graeffei (lesser salmon catfish)
Lineage: Eukaryota; Metazoa; Chordata; Actinopteri; Siluriformes; Ariidae
Gene: dnmbp
Product: dynamin binding protein
Exons: 17
Coding region: 271-5271 (1666 amino acids)
Biological process (GO): intracellular signal transduction
Cellular component (GO): cytoplasm
Molecular function (GO): protein binding; guanyl-nucleotide exchange factor activity
Source: RefSeq, a predicted model, not a curated record